Messenger RNA from Lichtheimia ornata, 282 nucleotides. RefSeq lists its product as uncharacterized. The transcript has a single exon. The record is from RefSeq and is a predicted model, not a curated record. The coding region runs from base 1 to 282 and encodes 93 amino acids. NCBI's taxonomy places the organism in Eukaryota, Fungi, Mucoromycota, Mucoromycetes, Mucorales, Lichtheimiaceae.
AUGUCGUGUACUACUGAAUCUGCUCACCACCACCAAGAAUUAACAUGCUGCUCCUCCACAGUCGACCGAUAUUGCAUCCUUGAUCAUGAUGGCACCGUUAUCGCAUCUGCAACCGAUUACGUCCCUACUACAAGUAUCAAUGAAUGGCUUCAACGCAGCCCCAAUGCUACAGCUACCUUGACACUCUUUGAUGGUGACACCAUUGAUCUCCCUGUUUACACCCUUCGUCGUCGAAAUGCAGUCGUUGCCAACCUACCAGAUGCUCCCUCAAUGACACCUUGA